CAUCCUUGUCUGACUGUAAACGAAAGUCAUAAAAAAAUGUGAGAGGUGAAACGAAAGUGAAACAUCGGACACAACUUUAUGCAAAAGUUCCUCCCUACGCCUGAAGUUUCUUAUAAAAAGAAGAGCGAACUCACAGCCGUCACUCUCGGAGGAACCCAGAGAAAGAUUUCCUUCCUGUGUUAUAUCCUUCUGAAGUCUUCACACUAAUAAACCACCAACAUGAGCAGGUACCAGUGGGCUGAAGAUGACUUCGUCCUGCCUCCUGGGGUAGUUCGACUGGGCGCCUCUCAGCCAGUUAAUGGUCAAACGUAUGUCAUGUACCACGGCACCACCAGGCAGACCGCUAAGUCUAUCCAGGCCUCCGGAUUUCGCCCAUCUGAAGACGGGAUGCUCGGCCGCGGCGUCUACCUCAGCAGAGACCUGGAGAAAGCCAGCCGCUAUCCCCUCGACUGCCCAGAGUCUGACAGGGCCGUCGUCAGGGUUAAGGUCAACGUGGGGAAAGUGAAAGCCAUCGAUCGUCAACGCCACCCACUUCAGAAGACCUGGCAUGACCACGGCUACGACACCGCCUGGGUGCCGCCCAACUGUGGAAUGGUGCCGAGCGGAUUAGAGGAGGAUUGUGUCUGGGAUCCGGAUCGAAUCCAGAUUCUCGGUACAGUCAAGCCACGUCCACUCCAACCCUCCGUUCGACUGGGCGUCUCUAAGCCAGUUAGUGGUCAAACGUAUGUCAUGUACCACGGCACCACCAGGCAGUGCGCUCAGUCCAUCCUGCGCAAAGGAUUUCGCCCAUCUGCAGGCGGGAUGCUCGGCCGCGGCGUCUACCUCAGCAGAGACCUGGAGAAAGCCAGCCGCUACCCCAUCGACUGCCCAGAGUCUGACAGAGUCGUCGUCAGGGUUAAAGUCAACGUGGGGAAAGUGAAAGCCAUCAAACAUCAAGGCCACCCACUUCAGAAGACCUGGCAUGACCACGGCUACGAUACCGCCUGGGUGCCGCCCAACUGUGGAAUGGUGAAGAGCGGAUUGGAGGAGAAUUGUGUCUGGGAUCCCCGUCGAAUCCAGAUCAUCGAUACCAUCAACCCACAACCAGUCGAAGACCUGUACCAGUGGGCUGAAGAUGACUUCGUCCUGCCUCCUGGGGUAGUUCGACUGGGCGCCUCUCAGCCAGUUAAUGGUCAAACGUAUGUCAUGUACCAUGGCACCACCAGGCAGACCGCUAAGUCUAUCCAGGCCUCCGGAUUUCGCCCAUCUGAAGACGGGAUGCUCGGCCGCGGCGUCUACCUCAGCAGAGACCUGGAGAAAGCCAGCCGCUAUCCCCUCGACUGCCCAGAGUCUGACAGGGCCGUCGUCAGGGUUAAGGUCAACGUGGGGAAAGUGAAAGCCAUCGAUCGUCAACGCCACCCACUUCAGAAGACCUGGCAUGACCAGGGCUACGACACCGCCUGGGUGCCGCCCAACUGUGGAAUGGUGCCGAGCGGAUUAGAGGAGGAUUGUGUCUGGGAUCCGGAUCGAAUCCAGAUUCUCGGUACAGUCAAGCCACGUCCACUCCAACCCUCCGGUGGAUGCGGUGCAUACGGCUACAAGUGAGCUCUGCAAGCUGUUUAUUCUGUAUGCUCAAAUGUAUUUUUAUAUAUUUGUAUACAAACUAAACUUACUGUGUGAUUGUAAGUGGGAAAAUAAACGGUUCAUAUUAAA
Molecule: messenger RNA, 1692 nt
Organism: Dicentrarchus labrax (European seabass)
Lineage: Eukaryota; Metazoa; Chordata; Actinopteri; Moronidae
Exons: 4
Coding region: 220-1584 (454 amino acids)
Cellular component (GO): cytoplasm
Molecular function (GO): NAD+ poly-ADP-ribosyltransferase activity
Source: RefSeq, a predicted model, not a curated record